AUGACGAAUGGGAAGGGAGACAGUCUAAUCAUGCUGGCAUCCUACCACGGCCACGUCCCGCUCGUCCGCCUCCUCAUCCGCCAUGGCGCGGACCCAAACACACUCAACGACCGAGGGCAAUCACCUCUCGCUGGCGCGGUCUUCAAGAAUGAAGAGGAAAUCAUUAAGGCCUUGCUUGAAGGGGGAGCCGAUCCAACGAUAGGAGAGCCUAGCGCUUUAGAUGCCACAAAGAUUUUCAGGCAGGAGAGGUUUGAGGGCAUGUUUAAGGAGCAAAUCGAGAAAUUGGGUGACAGUGGUGGAAUGACUCGGAAUGGGAACGGCGAGGGCAAUGGCAUUUGA
This is a messenger RNA of Endocarpon pusillum Z07020, 339 nucleotides long. RefSeq lists its product as uncharacterized. The record is from RefSeq and is a predicted model, not a curated record. The transcript is spliced from 3 exons. The coding region runs from base 1 to 339 and encodes 112 amino acids. Gene Ontology annotation, molecular function: protein binding. NCBI's taxonomy places the organism in Eukaryota, Fungi, Ascomycota, Eurotiomycetes, Verrucariales, Verrucariaceae.